AUGCCAAAUGGAGUCAAGAUUGAAUAUUCCCUCCAUUUUGGCUUUAGAACUUCAAACAACGAGGCCGAAUACGAAGCCCUCUUGGUCGGCCUUUGGUUAGCCAGGACCAAAGAUGUAUCUAUGUCAACCUACCUAUUGGCAGCACAUCUACAACUUCGGAAGUUCUGUGCUUACAAGAUUUGGCAGAUACCCAGAAUAGAGAACAGUCACGAUGAUGCCCUGGCAAGAUUAGUUUCGGCAAUCAACAACAAAAUCGGCCAACAAGCUCCUGUGGAAAUACUGACUCAACCAAGUACAAUAGGCGCCAAUGUUUGUGAUGUACAGUAUGAGAACACGUGGUUGUCCCCUAUCUACCUGUACUUAACAAACGGUACCAUCCCUGACCACAAAACUCAAGCAAGAAAGCUGUGA
Molecule: messenger RNA, 411 nt
Organism: Prunus armeniaca (apricot)
Lineage: Eukaryota; Viridiplantae; Streptophyta; Magnoliopsida; Rosales; Rosaceae
Source: the annotation of a GenBank genome assembly